Messenger RNA from Puccinia triticina, 852 nucleotides. RefSeq lists its product as uncharacterized. The coding region runs from base 1 to 852 and encodes 283 amino acids. Gene Ontology annotation, cellular component: FACT complex. The record is from RefSeq and is a predicted model, not a curated record. NCBI's taxonomy places the organism in Eukaryota, Fungi, Basidiomycota, Pucciniomycetes, Pucciniales, Pucciniaceae. The transcript has 7 exons. Gene Ontology annotation, molecular function: nucleosome binding. Gene Ontology annotation, biological process: positive regulation of transcription elongation by RNA polymerase II; transcription elongation by RNA polymerase II.
AUGACUGCACCCAAAACCACAAAAAAGAGAAUUGAUGGCGGAUUGGAUGUCCAGUUAUUUCAUAGUCGGCUCGAGUUCUUCAUCAAGUCUUGGAUGGGUGCUGGCGGGCCUGGUACGGAAAAAUUACGAUCAUGCGGAGGGAUCCUGUUGGGCGAAUCUUCUCCGCGCGGGGAAAACAACGCACUGCAUGUUUUUCUUUUCGGAGAUUUACUGCUCGAAACGUUGAUGUUUAUCACCCCCACCGCCGUCACGAUGAUUUGUUCACCCAAACAAGCAGGUAUCAUUGCGCCUCUAACCAAGCCUCACCAGGAUCAAUUUGUGUCAAGUGUUGGCUUCAAUGUUGAUGUGAGAAUGAUUGUCAAGAUUGCACGCUCAAACUGGAAGAAAUACCUACUGGCUUCCGUAGAAGGCAAAUGGCGGUCGUUUUUGGAGAGCCAGGGGAAAGAGGAAUUAAUUGAUGAGGCCACUAUCAUUUCAGAUGAGGUCUCCGUGAUCUUAGCAACCAAGCGCACUCAAGAAAUAGCUAUCUCCCUCAACUUGCCAAUGUUACUCCAGAAACGUACGGGAAUUGCUUGUAAAAUCAGUCGGCAACUGAUGUCACUUAUGAUCGAUCAAAUCAUCAGUCUGAUACGUAGCGGCGAAGAAAUAACAAAUCAGGAAGUUGGAAAACUCAUUCAGAACGAGAACCGUGGUGGUAGGAUGAGGAAAGGAUUGAAUUUUGGGCCCGAUUUUGAUUGGAAAGACGUCCGUCUGCGCUGCAUUCCCGUAGUUAGAUCGAAUGGUGCUUAUAAGUUCACUCAGUCAUCCCAGUUGGGUGCCAUGCGACUUGGAAAAACGGGAAUCUUUCUGUGA